Molecule: messenger RNA, 447 nt
Organism: Zingiber officinale
Lineage: Eukaryota; Viridiplantae; Streptophyta; Magnoliopsida; Zingiberales; Zingiberaceae
Exons: 2
Coding region: 1-447 (148 amino acids)
Source: RefSeq, a predicted model, not a curated record
AUGGCGCUGGAGGGCGGCGCUGGAGGGAGGCCGCAGGCGACGAGGGAGGGCGGCGCUGGAGGGAGGCCGCAGGCGACGAGGGAGGGCGGCGCUGGAGGGAGGCCGCAGGCGACGAGGGAGGCCGGCGCUGGAGACGGAGGGCGGCGCUGGAGACGGCGCUGGAGGGUGGCGACGAGGGAGGCCGGCGCUGGAGACGGCGCUGGAGGGAGGGAGGCGACGCUGAGGCCGCUGGAGGUCGCCGCGGGCGCUGGAGACGGCGCUGGAGGGAGCGCCGUGGCGAGCCCGAAGCUCGCCAUCGGGCCGGACGCGUUGAGGGAGGCGACGCCGAGCUCGUUGGAGGUCGCCGAGGGAGCCGGGGGCCGUGGGAGGGAGGUCGCCGGUGGCUGGAACGUCGGAGGGAGGGGGGACAGGACUCGCUGGAGGGAGGCGAUGAGAGGAAGAGGCUAG